Messenger RNA from Olea europaea var. sylvestris, 1791 nucleotides. RefSeq names its product CBL-interacting serine/threonine-protein kinase 14-like. Bases 353 to 1651 code for a protein of 432 amino acids. NCBI's taxonomy places the organism in Eukaryota, Viridiplantae, Streptophyta, Magnoliopsida, Lamiales, Oleaceae. The record is from RefSeq and is a predicted model, not a curated record. Gene Ontology annotation, biological process: protein phosphorylation; signal transduction. Gene Ontology annotation, molecular function: protein kinase activity; ATP binding. The transcript has a single exon.
CUUACUUGGUCUAAAUUCUAACCGUGUCUUUUAGAUAAUUUUCCGUGUUCUUCUUCUACACAAAUCUGUCUUAUUUUCACUCUCUAAAAACGACAGGAAUCUUGGCUUCUAAGUAAUUCAUUGCAUUUUGGUUAACAAGGAAGACAAGAUUUUGAGUUUUUGGGCUGUUUUUCUUUGUGCUUUUCUGUUUCUUGCAAAUUGACAAUCUGAAGCUCAAGUCUUUUUCUUUUUUCAGUCUUUUAAAUUCGAGCUCAUCUCCUCUAUCGGGCAAAUUUAAAUUUGCUCGAUAAUUUAAUGCAAGACGCAGAGAAUUUAGAAGUAGGAGAAAAUUUUACGGCCUCUGGUACAAGUGAUGCCAGAGAUUCAAGCCAACAAUGGCAAUUCACUGCCAUAUGGCAGCGAGGAAGAGCUGGGCCGCAAGCUCUUCAAGAAGUACGAGCUGGGGAAGCUCCUCGGCUAUGGCGCCUUCGCGAAGGUGUACCACGCCCGGGAAUUAAGCACCAGCCAGAGUGUGGCCAUUAAGGCCAUGGGCAAGCAGAGGAUUCUCAGAGGGAACCUCACCUCACAUGUCAAGAGGGAGAUUUCUAUAUUGCGCCGGCUGCGUCAUCCCCACAUCGUGCGCCUUGAUGAGGUUCUGGCCACCAAGAACAAAAUCUAUUUCGUUCUGGAAUUUGCAAAGGGCGGUGAAUUGUUUGCCAAAAUCGCGAAAGGCCGCUUCAGCGAGGAACUCAGCCGCAAAUACUUCCAGCAAUUAAUCUCCGCAGUGGAUUACUGCCACUCCCGCGGCGUUUUCCACCGCGAUUUGAAGCCGGAAAACCUGCUACUGGACGAGAAUUGGGAUCUCAAAAUCACGGAUUUCGGACUCUCAGCCGUGUCGGACGAGGUCCAACCCGACGGCCUCCUCCACACUCUCUGCGGAACCCCCGCCUACGUGGCGCCGGAAAUCCUCGCAAAGAAGGGUUACGAAGGCGCAAAAGUCGAUAUCUGGUCAUGUGGAAUCAUACUGUAUGUAUUAAAUGCGGGUUACUUGCCAUUUAACGACCUGAAUUUGAUGGCGAUGUACAGGAAAAUCUACAAAGGAAUAUUCCGAUGCCCCAAAUGGACGUCGCCGGAGCUAAAGCGGUUCUUAACCCGGAUCCUAGACCCGAACCCGAGCACCCGGAUUACCAUUCAUGAAAUUCUCGAUGACCCGUGGUUCCAAAAGGGGUACAAGGAGAUUAAAUACCCAAUUGAGAAUGAACUUGAAUUAAAGAAUUUUGGCCAAGGAGAAGAGAAGGGUUUCUUGAAUGCCUUUGAUAUAAUUUCAUUUUCCUCCGGUUUCGAUCUGUCCGGUUUGUUCAAUAACAAUGGGAAUCGCAUUGAUGGCGAAAAGUUAAUCUCGAAAGAGCCACCGGAGAGAAUAAUUGAGAAAAUUGAGGCGGCUGCGAACGAGGAGGGACUGGUGGUGGCAAAGAAGGGAUUUGGUGUAAUGCUUCAGGGACAGAACGGGAAUUUUACUCUAAUGAUUGAGAUUAACCGGUUAACGGAGGAGCUGAUGAUGGUGGAGGUGAAAAGUAGUGGACUUGGUCCACUUGGAUUUGAUAUAUGGAAGGAGAAAUUCAAGCCACUACUCGAUUCUUUACCGGAGGCCCGACACAUAGCCGGUAACUGAAAAAGUGAUUGUCGCAGAUCCACGUGGGGACAUAUAACAAUUAUGAAUUUGUUUAAUAAUUGAUCUCUUUUUGUAACGUUUCAUGUCAUAUUCUGUAUCUGUAAAUUAAUCGUAAUUGAAAAGAAAAUUUUAAAAAAUUA